This is a messenger RNA of Colletotrichum chrysophilum, 1005 nucleotides long. RefSeq lists its product as uncharacterized. Bases 1 to 1005 code for a protein of 334 amino acids. The record is from RefSeq and is a predicted model, not a curated record. The transcript is spliced from 5 exons. Lineage: Eukaryota; Fungi; Ascomycota; Sordariomycetes; Glomerellales; Glomerellaceae.
AUGGCAAAGAUCUUCCUGACCGGAGCCACAGGCUACAUUGGCGGCACUGUCCUAUCGCUGUUGACCAAGUCGCACCCUGAAUAUGCCAUCAGAGCACUGGUGCGCGACAGCGCAAAGGGCAAGAUUAUUACCGGCACAUUUAAGGACGUAGAAGUUGUUGAGGGAGACUUGGACAGCGCCGAUAUUUUAGCUCGCGAAGCUUCUAACGCUGAUGUUAUCCUUCACCUGGCCUCAACUGGCCACCUCAAGAGCGUCGAGACUAUUCACAAGGCCCUUGCCUCUAGCCAGAAGCCAUCACACUGGGUCCAAGUUUCUGGUGCUAGCGCUCUCGCCGCGGCCGAGCUGGCAGACAAGAACCGCGCCCCCGGCGACGGAAGCGACCUCGUCUUCAACGAUCUCACUGGCAUCACCGACAUCCGCUCCAUCAUCCAGCGCCACCCGAGUCGCGCCGUUGACAACUACAUUCUCAAGGUCGCGGCCGAAGAAUCGAAGAUCAACACUGCGCUGGUCUUCCCGCCUAUCAUUUACGGCCAAGGCCUCGGUCCUGGCAACAAGCGCAGCGUCCAAGUCCCUGCGCUGGCCAAGACAACACUGGAGCGCAAGCGAGGCAUUCAGGUCGGCAAGGGCCUGAGCCGCUGGGGCAAUGUUCACGUUGAGGAUGUCAGCCAGCUGUUUGUGAAGUUGGUUGAGAAGGCUGUUGAGGGCAAGGCCGAUGCGCAGGUCUGGAAUGAGAAUGGCCUGUAUCUCACUGGUUUGGGCGAGAUUUCUUUUGGCGAGAUCUCGAAGCUUGUCGCUACGGCCGCCGCGAAGAAGGGACUCAUCCCCUCAGACGAUGUCGAGGUCCUCAACCCCGAAGACGCAAACACUCUGCUCCCUCACGGAGCUGUACUCUUCGGAACCAAUGCGCGUAGCGAGGCGAUCAGGGGCAAGGAGUUGCUCGGGUGGGCGCCUGCGGGCGAGAGUCUGCUAGACGAAAUUCCUAAGGCGGUUGAGCGCGAGGCCUAG